GCCGCCUCACCUGUGAGCUGCGCAACAUCCGCCACCGCGGAUGUGCUGGCCAUGGGAUUGCCGCGACCGCAGAGUCAAGGUAGCAAUCGGCCACUGCAAGGCCUGGCUCCAGGCUCGGCGGUGUUUCGGCCGUCUUCCGCGGCAUCGCUUGAGCCCUGGAGCCUACAGGAGCGCACCGGGCCCAAAGAUGCCACAGUCAUUGAACUGCCGACGCCUGAGAAGAGCCCCGGCAGCUUUGCGAAGUUUGCGCGGCAAAGGAGCGUUGGCCUUGGACGUCUUUGGGGUGACCCACCCUGGCUGCAAAGCAGCUGUUCAGACAUGGAGCUGACAGGACUAAGCCCUUUCAGCAAUAAAGGCUCGAGUGAUGGCACCGCCCGCAGUUGGACUAGGCCACACCGAGCUUCGGGACGCAACAAGGGACGACAAGCCACGAAUUCCGCCUGGGGUCGUUUGGAUCUUGGAGUUUGUCGGGAUCAAUUAGCACAAGAAGCUAUGCUGGCACGUCGGAAGCUGAAAGCCAACGAGUCAGACGUCAUGUCCAAGAAGGCGAAUGCCGCGAGAGCACUCGCAAUGGAUCGGCAGCGAGCCGAUGAAAAACGGAAAGAAGCCAAGGAGUCUCUCUCAGACUACAACGCUCGCCUGCGCUUAGAUGUGGAGAGGCAACUGAAGCGGAUUUUCUGCCCAAUCCAAGAACCUCACCUGAACAUCCCUUCCUACUGGCAGAACUUGAACGUGGAUUAUAGCGGCAAAUUGGCUGUGCGGAGCUCUGUGAAGCAGAAAGGCCUGAAGCCUGAGCCGGUGGUUUUCGUCGAGAUCGAACCGGGGCAACAGGUAGAGCUGCUGAAUAUGUGUCAGCACUUCAGCUCUUUGACCCGGCCAUUUCAACCUGGAGGUGAAUCGGAUGCAGCAAUCAUGACGCGGCCCGCGUUUUGUAGGCUUCUGUUGGAGCUCACGAUUGCCGAUUCGGCAGGCUCAGUCAUGUACCACUCUGCCAUCGAUAUUUUUGACGCCAUGGCAACGGUGCAGAGCUUCAAGGGAUUGCCAUUGACCAGUGCGACGGUGCAAGGCAUCUUGUUGGACGAUCACAGUGAUCGAGUGAUUCAGCUCUUUGCUGGCGUGCUGGCACAGGCCAGUCGCGAGAGCAAAAACGGCGCCACACCGGAGGAGUUUAAGCUCCAUCUUCUGGACUGUUUGCUCCCGCACGCGGAGCGCAAGCUGCGGCGGAGGCAGAAACACAUUGACACAGGCUUGGCCUAUGGCAAGGACAUCUAUCGUUUGCCCGUCCUGACCGAAAAUGCCGACGAAGAAGAGGCUGAAGAUGAGGACGUGGUGGCCGAGAGUCCCAAGGCCGACGAUGGUCGGGGCGCCUUGCCCUUGGGCCGUCCCAAGGGCAGAGAAAAUCUCUUGGGCCUUCCGGGUGCUCUUGCCUCCACCUUAUCGAUCCCUGGUUCCGCUGCCGCUUCUCGCAUGGGCUCGCGGAUGAGUUCGCGGGGGAGCACCCGAAGUCGUGCCUCCUUCGCGCCUAGCGGUAAGGAGGAGGAAGUCCAAGAGUUUGAAGUCGAUGACCCUCCUCCGCGUGAAGAGGGCUAUCGGACGGAUUAUUACAACAUCCGCCGCUCCUGGAUUUGGUCCGAUGCCAUCAGCACGCACUCAGAGGAAGAGGAAGAAGAUCGGAAGGGGGUGCUGCUGCGGGCGCUCCGGGGGUGGCUGGCCGAGACCCAAGAAGCAGCGUUGCCGCCCGCUGUACCUGCCGAAGAAGCACUGCCACCUGCAAAGCCAGAGCCUGUGGAUAAGAGAGCAAAGUCUGAGCAUUCGCAGGACGAGACACCUGCAGAAGGACCGGGUGUUGAGACGGCCGAGUACUACGAAGAGGGGGAGGAAGAAGAGCAUUUCACCCCUGAUCUGGAGCGGCCUCGGAGCCCUUCACGGCCACCUCCUCCUCGAAGGGAGGUCCCAGACAGGCGGAGCCCUAGGCGCCCUGCGGCCUCCCCUGGGCGGGCACGGGGGAAGGCAAAGGCAAAGGCGGGUCCCGCCAGGCCGCGGCGGCCUGGUCCGGCAGCAGCAAAAGUCAUCUUCAGUCAUGCAGUGACCUUGGAACAGUGCAAAGGUUUUACAGACCUGGAACUUAUGGAGGCUACAUACUGGGCCGAGCCGGUCAGGGCGGCUUUCAAGAUGGAGAGUAUGCAGCUGGGCAAGGGGGAGCUGUACUUGAAGGGGCGUCUCUUGGGUACGCAGUCCGAGCGGCUCCUAAAGGUGGCGACGGGAUUGCCGGACCACCGGGUGGAUGUCCACCUGUGCGAUUACACCUGCGGGGGAACUCCGCACCGCGACGACCUGAUCCACGUCACCAAGUUCAAGCAGUUAGGGGACGACCGGGAGCCGUGGAUGAGCAACCUGGGUCCCGUAGAAGCCCCACCCGACACCGGGGAGGACGAACUUCAGGUGCUGAGGGCCGAUCAGCGACGCCGAGGAGGAGAAACUCCUGGAGAGGGAGUGGCUCACGGACGCGACAAACGAAGCCGGUCACGAAGGAGGCGGAGUCGGAGUCGGAAGCGGCGGAAAACAGGUUUGAAGGUCGAGAGCCAAAAGGAGAUAGUGGCCCUUUUCCAAAACACCGGCCUGGACCCCGACCCAAAAGUCCGACGACGGUUCAGGCGGCGCGCAGGCAAGAUAGCCCGGAAGAAGAGGAUGGGCUCCAGCUCCUCAUCGGGGAGCAGCACCGACAGCAGUCCCGCCGAAGAGACGCUUCCGGCCGACGAUAUGCACCUGUUCGGGGGCAGUGGAAGGGUGCAGCUCAUCGGACGCCGUCUGCCAGGGUCGUUGGCCGCUGCGGCCUUGGACGAGGCGUCGGAUGCGCUAGUGACCCACGAGGGGGGGUUAUGGGACCUCCACUCGGGGGCACUCCCCCCCUUGUUUGUCCGGCAUUUUCGUCAACAACUCAGCUCAAAGAUGAGCCCCGCCAUGUCACGAGAAGCUCAAACGAUAUCCCACCUCCUCGAUCACCUGUUGCGGGGGAAGGUGGCGGACGCGCUCGAUCUGGGCGCCCAACGCCUCAAGGCGUUAGAAGCACAGGCCAGCGGCGUACAUUUUACAGUAGCUCAACAACAAGAAUUGAUUCCCAAGGAGGGGGCUUCAAUGAGUACAGUAGUGGAAAUGCAGGACGCUGCCCGUCGGGCGCGGGAGGAAGGGAAGAUGCGAUUGGAGAGUUCGCGCCCCUACGGGAGCCGGAGCUCCUAUCCUCCUCGGACCGAGGACCAUGGCAAGGGCAACCAACGGAAGGGCGGCAAAGGAAAAGGUGGCAAGACCGAGACCAAGAAGGGCGAGGGCAAAAAAGGUCAACCGCAGAUCGAGUUGAAAAGGUUGGCUGCGGGAGAGGCUUGCUCUGGCCAUACGGAUUGUGGAGUGACUUUUGCAACUGGGCGGACUGAGCCUGGUAGCCACCUCACGGGGGUGGCACCGAAUUGGGGUGACUUGAACCCUGAGUGCAUGUCUGCGCUUACGCCGACGAGCGUGGGCCGCGCCGAUACAGGGCUGCCAGCUGUAGAUGCGUUUCACCAGAAGCUGGGUGCACACGGUCAGCGGCUGCGAGAUUUGGGAGUCCAUAUUGAUGCACUUCUCAAAAAAUAUCUUCGAUCUACCACACGCAGCAAGACUUUGUCCACGGCGGUGAAGGAUUUGUUUCCUUUACCCCUUGAGAUUUGCAAAGAAGUGGACUCCCAGCGACAAGCCUGGCUAGAAGCGAUGGUGAUUGGGCUGAAUGAGCUCAAUGGCAGUGCAGCUGGAGAAGCUAUGGUGGUAUCCGAGGCGCAAAAAGAGGUUGGCCGUGUGUUGAGAUCUUUUUUAGACAGGGUAUGGACUUGGGAUGAAGUGGUUCCUACAGAGGAUUUUGGUACUUAUUUCGACGUUAAGGGGGUCGAUUAUCGGGGUGAAGAGAUACGACUGGCCCGGUCCUUCACCUGGGAGUGUAUUGCUCCUUCUCUCCCUCAAGAAGUGGGAGACACUGGCACUAUGCCGACCAUUGCCAACUUCAGCAGCUUCUACCUGGAGGAAGGCGAGGUAGCAAUGUUGGGGUCGGAGGACAUAAAGUGUUUCUAUUAUCUGUUCCAAGUUCCCCCCGGUUGGCGAAAGUAUUUGGGCUUUGCUAGGGAGGUGGCUCAGCAUUUGCUGCCUCCUGACUUGAAAGGCAGGGUUUGCCAUUUAGUGUCACUGGUUUUACCUAUGGGUUUCAUCAACUCGGUGGGAUUGGCCCAGCACAUCCACCGAAAUGUGUGCCGAUGGAGUGCUCCUGAUGAACCUGAAGGGUGGGGAGCGCAACGGGAAAUGAGGCGAGACCGUCCUGCCACGGUGUCCAAAGAGAUCUUCAGGAUUUACUUGGACAAUUGGGACGAGCUCCGUAAGGUAGACCGGGACCUGGCAGCCGAUGUGGAAGGCAAGCCUUCCGCCCAUCAGUUGGCUCUACGGGCCCAGUAUGAAGAGCUGCAACUCCCUCGCCACCCGAAGAAAUCAGUUGAAGGGGGGUUGCGAGCUGAGGUACAAGGGGCCAUAUUUGAUGGUCAGGAAGGGGUGGCUUAUGCAAAGCCGUCUAAGGUCUUGAAAUAUGUGGGUCUCACCCUGGAGCUCCUGGACAGGGGGUCGGCCUCACAGCGGGAGCUUCAGGUAGUGGCUGGGGGGAUGGUGUACAUCACAAUGUUCAGGAGAGCAUUGUUGUGCUCCCUGAACGCCAUCUGGAGGCAGAUUGAAGACCUGAAACAGGAGCCUCCUGUAGUGCGACGUCCAAUCCCCUUUAAUGUCCAGGCCGAGAUGAUCCGCUUUGUGGCACUUGUGCCGCUAGGGCAAAUGGAUUUCAGGGCUACCAUGCAUCCUCAAGUCACAGCCAGUGUGGAUGCCGCGGGGGUCAGUCUGGCCCAUCGCCCGCGACUGUAUUGGUUAUCGUGGGAGUUGGUUCCGGAGGAGGGUUUAGCCCUAUCAGAGUGGGUGGGGGAGCAUUGGAAUGCUUACCGUGUGGCCCAGCUCACGGCUGAAUUUGAUUACAAGGACUACGUGGAACCUGGCUGGGCCAUCACUGCUGACCAACCCAUACUAAUGCUGUCGUGUCCCUUGGGUGGACAAAGACGGGAAAAAGAACUGGUGCCGCUGAAAGCGUUACCAUCUCAGUAG
Molecule: messenger RNA, 5157 nt
Organism: Cladocopium goreaui
Lineage: Eukaryota; Dinophyceae; Suessiales; Symbiodiniaceae
Source: the annotation of a GenBank genome assembly